Ichthyophthirius multifiliis is the source of this 2349-nucleotide messenger RNA. RefSeq lists its product as hypothetical. Gene Ontology annotation, molecular function: voltage-gated potassium channel activity. The record is from RefSeq and is a predicted model, not a curated record. The transcript has 2 exons. Gene Ontology annotation, cellular component: membrane. Lineage: Eukaryota; Ciliophora; Oligohymenophorea; Hymenostomatida. Gene Ontology annotation, biological process: potassium ion transmembrane transport; regulation of membrane potential.
AUGACAUAAACAACAACAGUUGUAAAAAGUUUAAGUAAAAAAAGGGAAUCUUAACUUCCUUCGGUUUGGUAAUUAAAAGGUUUAAAAAUAUUAUUUUAGGUAAGCAAGUUUAUCGCACAUUUAAAGUAUAUAGCCCCUAAAUAUAAAUUUAGAUAAUUAAAUGGUGAUUAGUUUAACAUUAUCGGGGAUAAUGUAAGUUAUCAUAAAUUUUAUAAAUAUGAAAAUUAUUUAAAUGUUUAACCUUCAUUUUAUAAAUUAUUUAUAUACGAGACAAAUAAAAAACUUUAAAACAUAAAAAAAUACCAGUAUUUUACUUAAAUAAUUUUAAGUAUUCUUAAUAAUGAUAGCAUAAUUUUGUUUCCGGAUUCUUUAUUUAAAAAAAUCUGGGAUUGUCUUUUACUUUUUUUACUAAUAAUUAACAUAUUUUACAUACCUUUAAAUUUAGCUUUUAAUUUGGCAAGUUAAUCUUAUCUUUUCACUUACAUAAUGAAUGUCUUACCUGGUUGGAUUUUUUCAAUUGAUAUAAUAUUACAUUUUAAUACGGCCUACUAUUAAAAAGGAAUAAUUGUAACAGAAAGGAGAAAAAUAACACGGAAAUAUUUAUCAGGAUAGUUUUUUAUUGAUUCCUUUGUAAUUUUGCCUUUUUUAAUGGCCUCAUAUUUAUAAAUAUAAUACUUACAAUUAAUAAUACUUUUAAGGUUUAAUAAAAUGAUUUAAAUAUCAAAUGAUUUUAUCGAAUUUUUUAGUUUAAAAAAUAAACAAAUAGCAAAAUACGAUUUAUGUAAAUUAAUAUUUUUAAUCUUAUUUAUAGCCCAUUUAUGUGGUUGUUGUUUUUAUUAAUUAACGAAAAUAGAAAUCGAAAAUAAUAUCAAAACCAACUGGCUAAAACGCUUUUCCACUACUUCUGACAUUUAAGAGACCACAAACUGGUAUUCGCAAUACAUUUUAUCUUUCUAUUGGGCAGUUAUAACUAUGAUAACAGUAGGAUAUGGAGAUAUUUAUCCAGUAAAUGAUUACGAAAGGGUUUUUGUAAUAAUCAUAACAAUGUUAAGCUGUGGUGUAUUUGCCUACAGUGUAAAUUCUAUAGGAUCUAUAAUCUAAAAUAUAACAUAUAAAAAUCAGUCUUUUAAAAAUAAGAUGAUGCUUCUUUCAUAACAUAUGAAUAAAAGAGGAAUGAACACCGAAUUAUAAAUGAAAGUGAAAAAAUAUUUCGAAUAUUUAAAUGAUGAAGAACUCGAAGAUAAUGAAUAAGGAGAAAAUAUGUUAAAUCAAUUAGUCGGAUCUUUAAAAAUGGAAGUUUAUUAAGACAUUUAUGGUAAAAUACUGAAUUCAAAAAAAGUCUUUAAACUUAAUUUUUCCCAGAACUUUAUUUCGAAAAUUGCUCCUAAAUUAAAGGAAAAAAGAUUUGGACCAGAAGAAAUUAUAUAUAAUGAGCAUGAAAAUAAUUCUAAGCUAUAUUUUUUAAUGGAAGGUGAAAUUAAUUUAUUUUUAAAUGUCAAAAAUUAUCAGUAGAAUCAAAGUGUUAUUAAAUAACUUUCAUAAGGAGAUAAUUUGGGCGAAAUAUCAUUUUUAUCAGGAAUGAAAACCGAUCAUGGGGCUAUUACAGUUAAUGUGGUGAGCUUAGUUUAUUUAAAUAUUGAAGAUUUUCUUGAAAUUAUUAAAGAUUUUCCAGAAGAUAGAGAAAAGUUUUGUUUAUUAAAGGAUAACUAUUAAUUAUAUUAAAGUUCAAGAGGAUUAGGUAUUAUAUUUUUAUCUAAAUACAUUCAUAUAUUUAUCUUAUAAAAUACAAAAAAAGGAAACUAAUGUUAAGGCUGUGGAAAAUAUUCACAUUAAAUAUUUAAUUGUCAUUUUGUAAAAUAUAUUCCAAAUAAAGAUUAAAUUAUAAAGAGAUUUUUAAAAUAAGAUUUGUAUUAAUAAAGAAUAGAAUUUACAAGAAAUCGAAUUAAAUAUUAUAAUACUUGGGAUUGUUUAGAAGAUAUUAAAUAAGCUGUAGUUGAAGUUUUAAUUGAAAAAGAAAAACUAAAUAGUUUAUUUGAAUUAGAAACUUUUAUUAAUAGAUUAAGAUAAAUAGAAUAAAAUUAGGUUUUUGAGAGCGAAAAUAAUAGUACUGACUUAUAAAAAUUAGAUUAAGAAAAUAUUUAAUAAAGAGUUCAAUAAGUAAUAAGGAAAGGAUCAAGAAAGUAUUUUUUUUUUUUGUCAAAUAAAAUAAACUAUUUAUUUUAUAUAAAAAAUAAAUAAACAAAGUAAAUCAUAUAGAAAGAGUAUUGUUCAAAUUCAUCACCAAGUUUCUAUAGAAGAUAAUACAAUAAGAAAUUCUUAAAAAAAGAUUUCUUUAAAAAAAGAAAAUGA